AUGUCAGAACAACAUAACAUCAGAUUCCCACGUGGUUUCAACGGAUACCCAUACAACACCUUCAAGCUCGAAGGUUACGGUACCCCAAAGGGAUACAUCACCCUUGCUGGUGUUGCCGCCACCUUGGUUGGUGCCUACAUUAUCUCUGCUGGUUUCAGAUCCACCAAGAGUAGGUUUUAA
This is a messenger RNA of Cavenderia fasciculata, 180 nucleotides long. RefSeq names its product cytochrome c oxidase subunit VI (gene cxfA). The record is from RefSeq and is a predicted model, not a curated record. The transcript has a single exon. Bases 1 to 180 code for a protein of 59 amino acids. NCBI's taxonomy places the organism in Eukaryota, Evosea, Eumycetozoa, Acytosteliales, Cavenderiaceae.